This is a messenger RNA of Drosophila guanche, 1543 nucleotides long. RefSeq names its product UDP-galactose transporter senju (gene senju). The record is from RefSeq and is a predicted model, not a curated record. The coding region runs from base 184 to 1356 and encodes 390 amino acids. The transcript has 3 exons. Lineage: Eukaryota; Metazoa; Arthropoda; Insecta; Diptera; Drosophilidae. Gene Ontology annotation, biological process: pyrimidine nucleotide-sugar transmembrane transport. Gene Ontology annotation, molecular function: UDP-galactose transmembrane transporter activity. Gene Ontology annotation, cellular component: Golgi membrane.
AGUUGUUUAUCUCACACAAAAAAAAAAAUUUACUUCCUAAUAAUCAAAAGUGCUACGCUUGUCACGAAGCGCUGCUGAUAGCAGCUGCGGGCGUCCGUCCACUUGAAGCUAAGAACCGAAGCGUUCUGUUCUGAAGUCAGUAGUAAUUAGCAACGCAACGCUGGCAAGCCCAAGACGACAAAGAUGUCCACUAAUUGGCGUGAAUUGUUCCCCACCCGACUUACUUUCAUCAUAUUUCUGCUGUAUAUGUCACUUUUCAUAGGACAGGGAAUCUUUGUCACAGCAUCCCAAGAGUCCAACAACUCGUAUGGCUAUAACACUGUAACCGUUGUGCUAUUGACGGAAGUGUUCAAAUUGAUAGUGUCCACAUGCCUGUAUUGCAGAGACAACAAUCUGCGUUCUCUGGUGCGCGAUGUGCACAAAGACAGGAAUGUGCUGGCCUUGUACAUGGUGCCCGCAUUCCUAUACUGCCUCUACAACAAUCUCGCUUUCGUCAACCUAGCCACGUUCGAUCCCACCACGUAUUAUCUACUGCUGCAGCUGCGCGUUGUCGUCACGGGCAUUCUCUUUCAAAUCAUAUUCAAGAAGUAUUUAUCUCAACGCCAAUGGAUAUCGCUGAUACUGCUCACCCUCGGCUGCAUGCUCAAGCAGGUUGAUUUCAGCGGCUUUUACAGCGAUGCCAACGACGACAGCGAGUCUGCGGCCAUCCAGCCCAUACCAUCCAACGGCAAUCACACCGCUGAGCAUCACCAAGUGCAUGGCAAAAACAUGUCUGGCUUUGAUUUCAGCCUUAGUGCUGUAUUCAUCCUGGCCCAGACGAUAUUCUCCUGCCUUGCGGGUGUCUACAACGAAUACCUACUCAAGGACAAGGGUGCAGAUGUCAACAUCUUCGUGCAGAAUGUGUUCAUGUACCUUGACUCGAUUGUUUGCAAUGCGGGCAUCCUUCUGCUGCGUGGCGAGCUGCUGGACGCCUUCAGCCCACAAAAUUUGGGCGCCAUUAUGCGCUUCAGUGUCAUCAUCAUCAUUGUGAAUAAUGCAGCCAUUGGGAUUGUCACCAGCUUCUUCCUGAAGUACAUGAACUCAAUUCUAAAGACUUUUGCCAGUGCCCUGGAGCUGCUCUUCACGGCUGUGCUGUGCUAUUUUCUGUUCUCCAUACCCAUCUACAUGAACACCGCGCUGGCCAUAGCGGUCGUCUCCUAUGCCAUCUAUUUGUAUACCCAAAGUCCAGUUGUCAAUCUGGGCAAGGUGCGUCCAUUGUCCAGUCUGAGCGAGGCAUCCUCCAAGUCUACAGCCUAUGACAAACGAAAGCUCCUCGACGAGGAGGGUGACAGCGAUCUGGAAAUGGACAUGGUGUAGUGCUAGUAGCUAGUCCUAGACAUAGGUUUAAAUUGUAAAUAUCCUCAUCUAACUGUGCUUCUUGUGGAAAAGUGCCUCUAACUGUUUUGAAAAGACGCGAGCAUGCAUUUGACUCUAGGCUUUGUGCAAUCAAUGCAGAUUCAAUCAACGACGGACAGACGAAUGUCUGUGCUUGUAAAUACCAAAA